This is a messenger RNA of Vitrella brassicaformis, 1820 nucleotides long. NCBI's taxonomy places the organism in Eukaryota, Vitrellaceae. The record is from the annotation of a GenBank genome assembly.
UCCACCGCCCCGUUUUGUGAGAGACGAGCAGCCGUGAAGUCCUCAUCCCAUUGCUUCCAUCCCGUUGAUCGGCGCGGAUGAUUCGGAUCCCGAUGGCUCUCUAUACCUGGUCGCUCUGCAUCGCCCUGAUCCUCUGUCAGCUGUGUCAACAAGUCUCCUCGUCUCGUGUCGCGGAGGGGGAUCUGGUGAGCUGCUCACAACCGCCCGAGAACCUCCCUGAGGAGCCCAUCGACAUCAGGUGGAAAAGAACAGAUAUAGACGGCAUCCCUUGCUGGUCUUGGCCGCUGCAAUGAAUGCAUCGAUUGCAGUUGUUCUGUGAAGGUCCCUGAGGCGUUCAGGAAGCGCAUCCAGGCAAAGCUCAGGGACAGCCUGGAUGAAAGGGGCAAAGACACGCUCGAUGUAGUCUUGCGUCUCCGAGGUUUUGAGUCCUUCCUUGAGGUGUCACUGCAGGAGGUAUGUAAUCCAUCUUACGUAACCAUACGACAACACUCAGACGUCUCCCUCAGGUCGAGGGGCUGGACGUGACAGGUGGUGAAUGCUAUUUGAAUAUCUAUAGCUGGUCGGGGCCGCGCACCUGCUACUUGGCGGGGUAUGUGUGCAUGACCGAGAAUACAAGCUGUCAGCCCUUUUAUGUAUUAUUGUGUCUCUGUCCAGUCUGAAAAAAACCGGCAAGCUGAAUGGCAAUACCCUUAUGAUCGCAAUGCUCUCAUGGAUUGACCAGUUUUCGCCUGCGUACGGCUGCACAGAGGUGACAAUCGAUGACGCCAGCAGCAUCAAGGAGAUGUAUGUGCUCUCAAAAGCAGGUACGCGCAGAUGAUGCACAGGCUCUGACAUGCACAUCGAUCCGUUCAAUUCGUCGGCAUGUGCAUGUCAGGCUUCUACUAUCAAUCCUUUGGCUUCCGGCAUGCCCCUUCGGCGAGACAAAGAGGCAUGAUCGGAAACUGCAAGAAGAUGAUCAGCUCUCUUUUUGACAGGAAGGACAGUCUUCCAACCGCCGAAUUCAAUCUCGUCAAGGCCAUUCACGAGGAGGCCAAGGUGCACGAGAGGAUGGGCAUGAUCUACAAAAAGGUCCUCGAUGUCAACAUUAAUGAUGGCGCCGCCACACUCGAGCCAGUGGCACUCGAGCAGCUCCGCGGCAGAAUGGUCGAGGGCGUAGAGCAGGAGAGCGGCUUCAAGAAGGAGAUGCUGCCCUGGCAGCCGCUGCGCAUAGCGUUCGACAUCCUCAAGGCUUGGCCGGAAGUCAUAGAGAUGACUCGUGAGUGCGUGGCGAAGCGCGAGAGGAUUGCUGACGGCCCGCAAAACCCCCAAGCCAAAAAGCUGCUGCCCCAUCUGGCCCCAUCAGUGACCAUCGACCCCAGCUACCCCCCAGGCAUCACGGCUCACCAGGUCAUUACAUGGACUCAGUACGCGCUCAGUUGCCUUGAUUGAUGGUACAAGUGUGUGUCUCUCUCCUGGUGUGUGUGUCACCAAACAGAUCAUGUGUCUCAUUCAGUCAGCCCGUCUGGCGCUCGUGACGAGCGAAGACAAAGAGGUGCUCCGGGAAGAGAUGUGGAAAAUGCCGUCCCUCAGACUGCUCGAAUUCAGCCUCCCUGACGAUGCGAGGCGAUGCCUGCGCGUCAGUGAUGCUGUGCGGCAGCUGAAUGACACACAUGCCUACAGCCUGGUGGAAGAGUUUGCCCCGGAGCUCCUGCAGGAGAGCCGGAAGAGGCAAAGAAGCGAAGAGGCACAAGAGGAGGAAGCGAGGAGCAAGGCACAGAAGUACUAAUGGUAGAAACCAUGAGACACGAAUCAUCCGGGCCGCAGACGGAUCGAACUCGCCG